Messenger RNA from Rhizopus microsporus ATCC 52813, 240 nucleotides. RefSeq lists its product as uncharacterized. The coding region runs from base 4 to 180 and encodes 58 amino acids. The transcript has 2 exons. Lineage: Eukaryota; Fungi; Mucoromycota; Mucoromycetes; Mucorales; Rhizopodaceae. The record is from RefSeq and is a predicted model, not a curated record.
GCCAUGGUCAGUGAGGUGGCAGAAGGUCUGAAACAAAGCUUUGAACUCAACGUUUCUCAUAGUACUUACAACUUCAUGACAACUCAGUGCAAUUUGUCCAUUAAGCGGGCACAAUUCCACCCUAUGGGGAGAAACAGUGAGGAAAAAAUCCAGCAAAGUACUACAUACAUGGUUUCAUAAAAUCAUAGUUUAUUCAUAAUAGCGAGCAUAUAUUUUAAAUAUUAGUUAAUCAUAAUGAUU